AUGGUUGAAAGAAUCAAUAUAGCAGAUUCAUGGCAAGAUGAUUUGGAGCGUAUGAGUAUACAUGAUACUUUAUCCCGAGAAUCCUCUCAACUUGACCAACAUCGAUUUCAGCAUCGACUAGAUCAACGCGAAGAUCAUAAAGACGAUUUAUACCCAAAUUAUGAAUCACCAGUGACACUCAGAUACCGGGAUUCUAUCAGUUCAAACGCAUCAUCUUCACUAUCAAGAAACUCGACUAUAUCCUCAACAGAGACUCGUUACUUUAGUGCAAUGGGAUCUCCACCUUUAUCGAAUGCACAUGCAUCGCCUUUAAGACUUCAUACGACAUGGAAUGGCAAUGACCCUACGCAUGCACCUAUACCAACGCCUUUAUCCAUCGCGGGCCCACGAUUGGAAACUCCAAACAGUUUAUCUCCUGUCAAUUUACACUUCUCUCCGCACAGUAUUACACCUCCCGUGGAAUCCUAUCACCAGAAGCGACUGACAUUAAAGAGAUACUCAUCUGUUAUUGACCCAAAUGGAUGUUUUGUUCCUAGCAAACCAUUGCCAUUCAUACAAAAAACCGACGUUACAAAACACCAUUAUGUGAUACCCACAUUUGCCAUGGCAGGCCAAAGUCAAGCAGAGAUCAUGGAGCUGCUAUUCAAUCACACCGAUAAUCAUCCAUUCGCACCAAAAGAAGAAUACGAAAGAACCAUACCAUGGCAUAUUGACCGCAACUCUUCGUUAAUCACACUAUCUCAGUACACAAGCUUGGGUCAAGAUAAUCCUGUCUCUCGAAAUUACCUGUUAGGACUAGGCCAAAGAUUAGGCAUCACAACCAUCCUCGUCAUUGUUUCCAUUGAAGUCAUUGGCACUGUAUAUCCUUUAUUGAACAAUCUGUUGAAAGCAAUGGAAAUCAAUACCAACCCCCAAAAUCUAGUACAAGCAGAUCAGCCUUCCUGGUGGAGUCGUGUCGUGCUUGUCGUCAAUCAGCAACAUGGUGUCAAUGAUCAAACCGCCUAUGCCCAGCGCAAAGCUGUACUAGUAGAAGAGAUGCCUCGCAUUCAAGAGAGAUAUCGAUUGUCGCAGCCAUUAUCCAUACUCUUCAUCAGUACUCAGGUGUAUGAUCAGAUAAAAAAUACAGAAGAAGGCGUCAAUUACAAGUUGUGUUGUCAAAGAAUCCUGUGGCAAAUGAUGGAAAAGCACAUGCUGACAGGUCGGUGGUGCAGUGAAUUGCUGACGCUUCAAAACAGGCUCAACAAUAACAGCAGCAACAGUGGCACCAGCUUGCUCAAUGUAUUGAAUGAGGAUGAUGAGAGCAGUUCCAGCAGUGAUGAAGCUAUAUUCCAGACUGUCAUUGACUAUGUUGAUGGCAAAAUCAAGAAACCAGAGAAGAAGAAGAAGAAGAACAAAAAGAAAGCCUUUGACACACAAGAUGCAAAACACACUUCUCUACAGAGACGGUCUACAAGACGCCAAACGCAAAAACUGCAUUGCUAUGAUGACGAUGAUGGUUCAACACUUCCUUUACCCAUUAGACAUCAUAUCAACUAA
Mucor velutinosus is the source of this 1536-nucleotide messenger RNA. RefSeq lists its product as uncharacterized. The transcript has 5 exons. The record is from RefSeq and is a predicted model, not a curated record. Bases 1 to 1536 code for a protein of 511 amino acids. NCBI's taxonomy places the organism in Eukaryota, Fungi, Mucoromycota, Mucoromycetes, Mucorales, Mucoraceae.